AUGUCCAAGCGUCAUCUCUUUGACUCCCCCGAGGGCCUCGUCAACAAGGCCCUCAAGGGCAUCAUCCGCUACAACCCCAGCCUCAGCUUCGACGAGGCCAAUCGCGUCGUCUUCGACUCGGACUAUGAUAAGUCCAAGGUUGUCCUCAUCUCCGGCGGUGGCUCCGGCCACGAGCCCGGCUGGAGCGGCUACGUCGGCCAGAACAUGCUCACCGCCGCCGUUCAGGGCGACAUCUUUGCUAGCCCUAGCACCAAGCAGAUUGUCGCCGGCGUAGACGCCGUCCCCAGCGAAAAGGGCACCAUCCUCGUCAUCACAAACUACACCGGCGACUGCCUGCACUUUGGUCUUGCCAACGAAAAGGCCAACGCCAAGGGCCACCAGUGCCGCACCAUCAUCUGCGGCGACGACGUCUCCGUCGGCCGCAAGGGCAGCCUGGUGGGCCGCCGCGGUCUCGCCGGCCAGAUUGGUGUCCUCAAGGUCAUGGGCGGCGCGGCCGGCGCCGGCGCCUUGCUCGACGACGUCUACGACCUCGGCGUCGCCUUCUCCCAGCAAAUCGUCUCCAUUGCCGCGACGCUGGACCACUGCCACGUCCCCGGCCGCGCCGAGCACGCCAUGCUCAAGGAGGACGAGGUCGAGCUCGGCACCGGCCCGCACAACGAGCCCGGCUACAAGAAGCUCUCCCCCGUGCCCACGCCGCAGGACCUCGUCAAGCAGAUCCUUACGCACUGCCUCGACGAAAAGGACCCGGAGCGCGGCUACGUCAAGUUUGCCCCCGGCGACGAGACCAUGCUGCUCGUCAGCAACUUUGGCGGCAUGUCGCACCUGGAGAUGGGCGCUCUGGUCGACGAGCUCCUCGAGCAGCUCGAGCGCGACUGGAAGAUUGACCCGGCGCGCGUCUGCGCCGGCUUCCUCGAGACGUCGCUCAAUGCGCCCGCCUUUUCCGUCUCCGUCAUCAACGUCAGCGCCGCCGCCCGCGACUGCAGCUACUCGGUCGACGAGAUCAAGGCCUUCUUCGACGUCCGCACAAACACGUACUGGGAGUCGGUUGCCGGCGCGCAGUCCAAGCGCCGCAGCCGCAAGGACCAGCUCGUGCAGGCGCCCAUGGCCGAGCACAAGACGGCCGACGACGCCCGCGACCUCAAGGCCGACCCGACGCUGCUCGAGACGAUGUUGCGCACCGCCUGCGACGACCUCGUCAAGGCCGAGCCCGACCUGACCAAGUGGGACACGGUCAUGGGCGACGGCGACUGCGGCGAGACCCUCAAGACGGGCGCCACCGCGUUGCUCGCCGCGCUCGACGGUGGCCUCGCCAAGAAGGGCUCCGUCGUCUCCGUACUGCUCGAGCUCGAGGAAAUUGUCGAGAGCAAGAUGGGUGGCACGCUAGGCGGCAUUCUCGGCAUCUUCUUCGUCUCGCUGCGCGCCGCCGUCGAGAAGAACAUUGCCGUGGCCGCGUCCGACGGGCCCGUCGCGCUCUGGGGCAAGGCCCUCGGCACCGCGCUCGAGAACCUGCGCCGCUACACGCCCGCCAAGGUCGGCGACCGGACCGUCAUGGACACCCUUAUGCCCUUUGCCGAGGUCAUGGGCCAGUCGGGCUUCGACAGCGGCGUCGACGCCGCUGUCAAGGGCGCCGAGGCGACCAAGAGCAUGACGCCCCGCCUGGGCCGCGCGACGUAUGUCGGCGGCGGCAGCAGCGGCGGCGAGAACCAGGAACUGCCCCCCGACCCCGGCGCGUGGGGAGCCAUGGUCGUCAUUGCGGGUCUGCGCAAGGCUUUCAGCGGCAAGAACUAA
Molecule: messenger RNA, 1788 nt
Organism: Akanthomyces muscarius
Lineage: Eukaryota; Fungi; Ascomycota; Sordariomycetes; Hypocreales; Cordycipitaceae
Exons: 1
Coding region: 1-1788 (595 amino acids)
Biological process (GO): glycerol catabolic process
Cellular component (GO): cytosol
Molecular function (GO): ATP binding; glycerone kinase activity
Source: RefSeq, a predicted model, not a curated record